CGGACGCUUACUGCAUCAGUGGACACUUUCUUUUGAGCUUCCUUGACUGUAACCUGUUGAACAGGCAUGAUGGUGAACUGCUGUGGUCUGCUCAAUGCCAAUAAGGAACCAGUUCCUCUGAAGAGCGUAGAAGUGGAGCUGGAGGUGAGGGACCAUGUGACUACAGUGAUCUCCACUCUGAACUAUGAGAACAAGGAGGACAAACCACUAGAGGCUGUUUUUGUCUUCCCUCUGCCUGGAGAUGCUGCUGUCUGUCAUUUCAGUGCUAAGAUUGGACAGACACAGAUUGUAGCUGAGGUGAAGGAGAAACAGGAGGCUCGUGAGGAGUAUGACGAUGCUUUGAGCUCCGGUCAGCAGGCCUUCCUGUUGGAGGAGAGUGAGCAGAGUCCAGAUAUCUUCUCUCUGAGUGUGGGCAGUCUGCCUCCAGGAGAGAGCGCCUCCAUCAGGCUGGAGUACGUCACUGAGCUGGCUGUGCAGGCUGAUGAAGGGCUGAGGUUUUGUCUGCCUGCUGUGCUCAACCCUCGCUACCAACCUCAGGGGAGUGGAGGUAGUGCAGGGGUCAACGUUCAGGUGACCUCUGUUCCAGCCUCUCUGGUGCCCUACAGUCUGUCCUUCUCCGCCCGAGUGUCCUCUCCUCGUCCCGUCUCUAAAGUAGAGUCCAACUGUCCCCUGGACCCUCUCCAGUACCUCAACACAGAGAAAACCCAGGCCACGGUCAAGUUGGCUGCAGGCCACAAGUUUGACAGAGAUGUCGAACUGCUGAUUUACUACAAAGAUGCCCACCAGCCCACUGCUGUGGUGGAGGCAGGACAGGCCUCUUCAAAGCCUGGCACUCUGAUGGGUGAUCCAGUAGUGAUGCUGAGCCUGUACCCAGAGUUCCCCCAGGCUGUGAUGUCUUCAGUCGCCUCAUGUGGAGAGUUUGUCUUCUUAUUGGAUCGAUCUGGCAGUAUGUCGGGUGCACGUUUGAAGAGUGCCAAGGUACAAAUUAUGUUUUAUUUCUUUCGUAAAAUCAUUCAUAGUGUCUCUCUCACACAGUGGCCUUCACCAUCUUCUCUCUCCUCCCUUAAGGAUACUCUGCUGCUCCUGUUGAAGAGCUUACCAGUGGGCUGCUAUUUCAACAUCUACAGUUUUGGGUCCAGCUUCCAACACAUCUUCCCUAAGAGUGUAGAGUACAACCAGAAGACCAUGGAAGAGGCGCUGAAAAAUGUUGAGGAGAUGCAAGCUAAUCUGGGAGGAACAGAGAUCCUGCAGCCUCUCAAACAUAUUUACAGCCAGCCCUGCAUUCCCAAUCAACCUAGACAACUAUUUGUCUUUACUGACGGAGAGGUGGGGAACACCAAAGAAGUUAUAAAUCUGGUGAAGCAGAAUUCAGGUUCCCACAGGUGUUUCUCUUUUGGAAUUGGGGAAGGGGCCAGUUCUGCUCUUAUCAACGGGUUGGCCAAGGAAGGAGGAGGUCACGCUCAGUUCAUCACAGGGACUGACAGGAUGCAACCCAAAGUGAUGCAGUCGCUGCGAUUUGCUCUGCAACCAGCUGUGGUGGACAUCUCAGUCAAGUGGGAUUUGCCAAAGGGAGUUUCUGUCACUGCUCUCUCUCCACCACUCACAGCACUUUUCCAGGGUCAAAGGUCACUGGUUUAUGCCCAGCUCACUGGACAGAGUUCAGAAGCAUCACAGGGCUGUGUGACGGUGAAGUACAGUCUGGCAGGUCAUCCCUCUCAGAACCAGCUUCAGUUCAGUCUCAAACCUGCAGAGGACACUGGAUUAACAGUCCACAGGUUGGCUGCUCGGACUCUGAUUCGCUCCCUGGAGAUGGAGGAGAGAGAGCGUGAUGGACGGGAAGAUGGAGGAGUGAAGAAGAAGAAGGUGGUGGAGCUCAGUGUCCAAUCAGGAGUGAGCAGUGCCUUCACUUCCUUCAUUGCUGUCAACAAAGGCGACGGUGAAGCGAUUCAAGGACCUCUGGUUCGCAGAAAUGUUCCAACACCCAUGAUGAUGGCCAUGGGUAUGAGGCAGAUGUCCUGUGGUGCUCCACAGAUGACGAUGAUGAUGGCCAUGGAUAUGGGGCGCUGUGUUCCGAUGUCCUGUGGUGCUCCACGGAUGACGAAACGCUGCUCGCCCAAACAGCCAGCCAGAGACCCUUUGCUGCAGCUGGUCUCCCUCCAGAAGGCGUCUGGCUGCUGGGUGCUGGAUCCAGCUCUGGCUGCUGCACUGGGAAAGACCAGCGAGGAGGUGGAAAAGCCCAAGCCUGCAUCGGUGAACCAGGAAGUGUGGGCCACCAUCCUGGCUCUGAUCUGGCUUCAUGGUUUCAAGAUGGACGCUCAGGAAGAGUGGGAGCUUCUGGCUAUGAAGGCUGUGUCAUGGCUCCGAGCUCAGAAAGCAUCCUGUGUGACAGAGUGUGUGGAAGCAGUGAAUUCUCUGUUGGGUUGCAACGUGCAGAGAGACACCUUGGGGAUCUGAGGUUUUCAUUAAAGUGGCUUCUCCUUCAGGAUUGGUACAAAUUUACUCCAUCCUGCCAUCUUUACCUUAUAAACACGGCACUUUUACA
Anoplopoma fimbria (sablefish) is the source of this 2542-nucleotide messenger RNA. RefSeq names its product von Willebrand factor A domain-containing protein 5A-like. Bases 67 to 2454 code for a protein of 795 amino acids. The transcript has 18 exons. The record is from RefSeq and is a predicted model, not a curated record. NCBI's taxonomy places the organism in Eukaryota, Metazoa, Chordata, Actinopteri, Perciformes, Anoplopomatidae.